ACUGUGCGAUGAUCGAUAAUAAUAAUAAUAGUUGGAAGGGACCUUGGAGGUCAUCUAGUCCAACCCUAUACCAUUUUAGACAAUUGGCUGUCCAAUCUCUUCUUAAAUUGAGAUUACUUUUCCUUAUGUAUAGUCCUCUGCAUGAAAUCAGAAACAUUCAACAGGAUUGACAGCCAAAAUUGUCCUGAACAUUGCUUUCAAAUGUUGUUUUUUUUUUUGCAAAAAUAUGAUAUAAUAAAAAGAAAUUUGUUCUUUUAAAAUAUUUAUAAACAAUUGUAACAAGACUGAAAUACUCCAUUCUGCAAAAAUUAAUCAAAUGUUUAAAUAGAAAUUCUGUUCUGAUUCCAUACAAACUCCUACAUUCCAACCUAGUUAGCAGAAUAUUGAUCCACACAGAAGCAGGAUUAAGUUUCUUUGCAAGCGAAAUCUGUACGUAAGAAUUCUUCAAAUCUCUAUUGGUAGGGUACUCCAGGCAUUAUAGGUUCCCCAGGACCCGUAGGAAAUGAUGGACCCCCUGGGCCUCCGGGUCCACCUGGCAACCUUGGCCCCAAAGGCCCAGAAGGAAUUCAAGGGCAGAAAGGUGAAAGAGGCCCUGCAGGUGAGAGAGUUGUAGGAGCGCCAGGACCACCGGGCAUGACUGGAGAAAGGGGAGACCAGGGAAAUCCAGGGCUUGAUGGCUUAAGAGGAGAAAAAGGAGUACCUGGCAUGACGGAAGAAGAGGUCCGACAAUUUGUCAGGCAAGAGAUGAGUCAACAUUGUGCUUGUGGAAGCCAGUUCUCUGUUUCUGAACGGCGUAAUCUCCCCAAUGAUCCAUCCAACCAGCCAUACUCACCUGUUAAAGCUCAAAUAAUCCCUGUGCUUAAACUGUCCCAUGCUGAGGAAGAGGAAGGGAGCCAGGAACGAAACAUAUUGAAAUUAAGUAAGCCUGAAUAUGAGUAUGUCUACACAGAGGAAGACUAUGAAGAGGGCCUGGUAGCAGAUGGGACUGAGACUCCUAUGUUGAGGGAUGCUGACCUGUGCACCUUGCGUCUGGAACAGGGCCAGUGCAGCAAAUACACCCUAAAAUGGUACUAUAACCAGAGAGUAUUGGAAUGUCGGCCCUUUCUCUACAGUGGCUGUGGGGGAAAUUCCAACCGCUUCAGCUCCAAAGAGGACUGUGAGCUUUACUGCAAGCCCCAGGCAGAUAUAGUUAAUGGCACAGUGGAUAGAAACCAAACUGUAUAAAUGUUGAAGUGAGUUUGGAGAGCUGAUGUACUGAAAAAAGGAAGAGUUGCAACCAUUUAGGCUUCCUGCCAUUCUUAUCAUGCAUAAGGUCUUAGAUAUAUGCCUGGCAAGCAUUUGACCUGAGAAUCAUCUUGCUGCCUUUUGUACUGCUUGCAACACAGGUGCUUGUGGGUGCAUAUGUCUAUACGAGUGUGUGUGUGUUUAUGCGUACAUCGUUUGUGUGUGGGCUGCUUCAGCUGGAGCAGAGAAAUGGUGCUAUUUCUUUUUUUUUUAAAAAAAAGUAGUUUUGUUGCUCUUGGUUUAUUUUUUUAAAUUAAGGUGCUUUUUUAAUCGAAUGGGAAAUAUAUGCAUAUCAUCUUUUAUGUAUAAUGUAAAGAAAAGACAUAUUUUUAAUUAGAGUUCUUUAACUUAUUUGAUACUGGCUUAACUAAUGACACGUGGAAUGUAUUGUGGCCUGAUCUAACUGAUUCUGCCAGCAACAUGCAGAUUUAUAGAUCUAUGUAUUAUUCCUCUGGGACUAGAAUCAGGGGUUCUCAACCUUGGCAACUUUAAGACUUGUGGACUUUGCUGGCUGAGGAAUUCUGGGAGUUGAAGUCCACAAGUCUUAAAGUUGCCAAGGUUGAGAACCCCUGGCCUAGAUUAAUAAGAAGCCAACUAGACAGUAUCACUCAGGCUGUCUGAGAGGCUAAAAUGUCUUUCCAUUCAUAAAGAUACAAAAGUCUUCUGAGUCACAGUCAAUGCUAGAGUUCUUUCCAUAAAUUUAUUUCAUUAGGAGCAGAAAUUAUUGAGCAAUCCCCUAACCUGUUUUUUUCAUAACUUAUGACAUUCCAUUGUUAACAAAUAAAAUUUGGGGAAUACCAGGCUUUUUCAGAACCUGAAAUACUGUAUGUCAAAAAUAAAAUUGUCACAGAAUGGAGUAUUUUUCCCAAAGCAUUUCCUUUUUCCCUGCCAUCAGUUUUCCAGUGCCUUUAGAGUACUAGAAUCCCUUAAUCUUUCAACUUUUGAACAAAAUAACGUCACACGUUGGAUUUAGUUCUGAAUUGUUUUGUGCCCAGACUCCAUGGAUUAAAAUAUAAUGGUGGCAAGGAUGGCAAAAUUCAAAGUAUUAUGAAAAAUAGCUGAAAAAUUAAAUUUGAAUAUUGAGAAAAAUUUGUGGUCCAUUUACAGGAGCAGUAAAAGUUCAACUAUAUGACUAAGAAUUGUUUCAUCCUGUCAAUGUGCCUAAUAUUUUACUAAAUUAAUUGAAGCUAGGCUGAAUCAUAUCCAUUGACAAAGAAUGCCAUAUGCCUUGGAGAAUAUUAUUUUCCAUGUCUUUUGAAAUACUAAGAGUUCUGGGACAACUAGAGCUGGUCCACAUAUCGCUACACUAUAUAGUUAUAAAAAAGCUUUUUCCCCCCAUUUUUUUCCACAGAAUUGAACUUACUUUGAAUUGCCACUGCAAUUCACUGAGAUUUUCAGUGAAUUUUUUCUUUACUAUAGAUAGUCCUCGACUUAUGACCACAAUUGAAACCAAAAUUUCUGUUAACUGAGACAUUUCUGAAGUGAAUUUUGCCCUAUUUUAUGACCUCUCUUGCCACAGUUGUUAAGUGAA
Molecule: messenger RNA, 2815 nt
Organism: Crotalus tigris (Tiger rattlesnake)
Lineage: Eukaryota; Metazoa; Chordata; Lepidosauria; Squamata; Viperidae
Product: collagen alpha-1(VII) chain-like
Exons: 9
Coding region: 634-1224 (196 amino acids)
Molecular function (GO): serine-type endopeptidase inhibitor activity
Source: RefSeq, a predicted model, not a curated record